GAAAGUCAUCAGGCGGAAAUGCGCGGCUCUUCACUAGCGGUGCGCGUGCUGUGCCUGCUGUCGCUCUCCUGCGCGUGCUACAUCCAGAACUGCCCGCGCGGGGGGAAGCGCGCCUCCGCCGAUCCAGCUCUCAGACAGUGUAUAGCAUGUGGUCCCAGGGACAGGGGCCGCUGCUUUGGUCCCAGUAUUUGCUGUGCAGCAGGUUUAGGCUGCUCUGUGGGCUCUCCUGAAGCGGCAAGCUGCAUGGAGGAGAACUACAUUCCCACUCCAUGUGAGAAUGGAGGAAGAGCAUGUGGAUCUGAGGGGGGGCGCUGUGCUGCUCCAGGUGUCUGCUGUAACUCAGAGAGUUGUGUUCUGGAUUCUGGCUGUUCAGAAGACAGCAGGCAUAAGGAGAGCAGAAGGAAGAAGGAAGAUGGAAGCACUGUAUUGAGCAGUAUUUCAACAGGAGAGAUGCUUUUGCAUCUCCUCAGCCUGGCUACUGUGAAGCAGAGAGAAGUUCAGCAGUUCAGAGACACUUGAUUAUUUGUAUUAACAUACAAAAACCUAACACAAAGCCUCCUCCUACAUAUUUUACUGUGUAUUACGUUACCAUUUAUUGUGAUGAACUGUACAGUUCUUCAUAGGGUUAAGUGUGUAAAUAUGUAGUUAAUAAAUAUUUCUUGCACUGUAACAUGAUAAGUGUGUUUGCUCCUGUAUUCUUUUUUUUCUUGUACACUCCUUUCUGCUACUUCUAACCGUUUCUUCUGACGUGCUAGUCAUUCGGCUUCUGGUAAUUUCUUAUUCAUUCUCAUUCAACUUUAUUGUUCAAGAAACAAGAUUAACCACUGUCAAUAAUGAUUCACUGUCACGACAGAUUUCUUCCCAGGAUGUAACAAGCCUGUGUCAACAAUAAU
Pangasianodon hypophthalmus (striped catfish) is the source of this 893-nucleotide messenger RNA. RefSeq names its product arginine vasopressin (gene avp). The record is from RefSeq and is a predicted model, not a curated record. Gene Ontology annotation, molecular function: neurohypophyseal hormone activity. The transcript is spliced from 3 exons. Gene Ontology annotation, cellular component: extracellular region; secretory granule. Lineage: Eukaryota; Metazoa; Chordata; Actinopteri; Siluriformes; Pangasiidae. The coding region runs from base 19 to 519 and encodes 166 amino acids.